AUGUAUACAGGUCGACAAGGUCCAUCGGAGGCUAUCGAGGCAGGUGUUCCAUUAGAGCCAGUCCCUGGUCUGCCGGCUGCUCUGCCACCGCCACCUGCCUUCCUACAUCCCUUCCCACCACAGAUGCCGCCGCCGCCGAAUCGUCCGAACGACUUCUUCAAUCUUCAUCAUUACGGAGGUCCUCGGGCCUGGGCGUGGCCCCCCCCUGGGCCUCCCCCCUCCGCGCCCCUUCACUACCCCAGUCAGGACCCAUCGAGACUGGGGCAUGCUCACUCUGCUACACCACAGACAUAA
Molecule: messenger RNA, 294 nt
Organism: Danaus chrysippus (African queen)
Lineage: Eukaryota; Metazoa; Arthropoda; Insecta; Lepidoptera; Nymphalidae
Source: the annotation of a GenBank genome assembly